CAUAACACUCAUAAAGUCAUAAACUCAGUCCGAUCACAAGCACAACAGACUAUUUUAUAGAGAAUAGAAUAUAGAUUCGGAAUCCUUUUCGAAAUCUGGUAUUCUGGCCUCCAGUCCUCCACUUUCUAUAAAUGUUUCCAACAGUUUUCGAUUUUUGUUUUUCGACUGUCGUCUAAGAACAAAGCCAUUUUGGCAGACGAUUUUAGACAUUGUACUUUAUUAUAACAGUCAUAACUCAACAGUAGUUGAUUUUUAUAUUUUUCGUGCCAGAUCUAAUUUUUUUGUUUAUUCUAACAUACAAUUUACAUACCUUUAAUUGUAAACAUUAUAUUUGUCWGCCAGAGAAAUAUUCUUUAUGAUCCUAUUCAGGAUAUUUAAAUUUUUGAAUCCUUCAUUUCUUUUGUGCCCACUUACACGUCUUACAAACAUUUAAUUUGCUUUCCAGUAGACCAUCCUGCUACCUGCAUUGAUCCAGCUAUUCAAAUUUUAUUCCUUGUGAACAAAAUACUCGAAUAACAGUUUUUGUUAUUUCACGGCGAAGGACAACAGUUCACCAUCUAUAUAUUAUAUACCUUCAUUUAAAUAUACAUACCUAAUACGUAUCAUUAAUUUUAAAAUGUCUCAAUUUACUUUUGUAAAUGAUCUUAAAAGUGCUGUUAGAAUGGAUGAGCCCAUUACUAGCGGUCCAGCUCCUCGUUGGAUGAAGAAAAGCGUGGAAUCAACUUCAAGUUCUGCAAAUACRUCAAGAAAAACUAUUGACUUGAUGCCUAUCAAGAAAACACCAUCAAAAACACCUAGUAAAUCAAAAUCACCAGCUUCACGAUCAGCUUCUAACACACCAGCAAAGCCUAGAACACCUGGUGGUGACAGAUUCAUUCCUUCCAGAAUGUCAACAAAUUUUGACAUAAGUCAUUUUAAGAUGAACCAAGAAAACGAAAACCUUGACAUAAGUCCAACUCAAUCAGACUACAGAAAAGCUAUGUCUGAAAAUCUUCAUGGAUGUGACAUUAAUAAUGUUCGUGUUCUUUCCUAUCAGAACAAAGCACCGGCUCCUCCAGAUGGUUACCAAAACGCCUUAAAAGUAGUUUACAGUCAAUCCAAGACUCCCAUGAAUGUACGUGGAGCUACUCGUUAUAUACCGCAUGCUCCGGACCGAAUUUUGGAUGCUCCUGAAAUUGUUGAUGACUAUUACCUAAAUUUAAUUGACUGGAGCUUUUCCAACAUAUUGGCUGUCGCCUUGGGUACAAGUGUAUAUCUUUGGAAUGCUGACACUGGAGCCAUUGAUCAACUGUUAGAUUUAGAAGGUGCAGAUUAUGUUACUUCUCUAAGCUGGGUACCUAAUGGAAAUUUAUUAGGUGUUGGAACUGCCUUAGGACCUGUACAAUUAUGGGACGCAUCACAGACAAAGCGGCUGCGUAUAAUGAACAGUCACAGCUCAAGAGUGGGUGCUAUGUCAUGGAAUAGUCAUAUACUAACAACUGGCUGCAGAAAUGGCCAACUUGUUCACAAUGAUGUCAGACAAAGAGAACACAUUGUUGGUACAAUUCAAUCCCACACUCAAGAAGUUUGUGGUCUUAAAUGGUCMACUGAUGGUCGUUAUCUAGCCAGUGGAGGCAAUGACAAUCUACUGAAUGUGUACAGUGGCUUACCAGGCCAAGCUACUUACCAAUCUGAACCAAUAUACAGUUUCAGCCAACAUCAAGCUGCUGUUAAAGCAUUGGACUGGUGUCCGUGGCAAACCAAUGUACUAGCCAGUGGAGGUGGUACAGCUGACCGAACCAUCAGGUUUUGGAAUUGCAAUAACGGCCAGUGUAUCAAUUCAGUCAAUGCCAAUUCGCAGGUGUGUGCUAUUCUGUGGUCCAAAACUUACAAAGAAUUGGUAUCAGCACACGGUUUUGCAAAUAACCAGCUCACAAUUUGGAAGUAUCCUUCACUGACAAAAGUUGCUGAGCUCACUGGACAUACAAAUCGUAUUUUGAAUUUGGCUAUGUCGCCAGAUGGAUCAACAGUGCUGUCAGCUGGUGCAGAUGAAACCUUGCGAAUGUGGAAGUGUUUUUUGCCAGACCCAAACAAGAAGAAAGAACAUGAGAAGCGUACUUCUAGACCCACUAUACUGGGACCAGGCCUAAGAUAAAUAUUUUAUAUUUGUUAAUUUAUUUUAUUUUUUGUCAAUUAAACUUAUAUACAAUAUCUGUGUAAACUUUUUACUUGUGUACUUUUAGCUUUUUAAUUUAAUUUAUACUUUUACUCGCAUAUUGUACAUACUUUAACAGAUUUUUUUAUAAUUAAUAUAUCUAUUGUAUUAUUUAGGUCAAUGUAUUUUCUUGAACAAGUAAUUUUGUGUU
Molecule: messenger RNA, 2345 nt
Organism: Diuraphis noxia (Russian wheat aphid)
Lineage: Eukaryota; Metazoa; Arthropoda; Insecta; Hemiptera; Aphididae
Product: cell division cycle protein 20 homolog
Biological process (GO): positive regulation of anaphase-promoting complex-dependent catabolic process; positive regulation of ubiquitin protein ligase activity; anaphase-promoting complex-dependent catabolic process
Cellular component (GO): anaphase-promoting complex
Molecular function (GO): anaphase-promoting complex binding; protein binding; ubiquitin ligase activator activity
Source: RefSeq, a predicted model, not a curated record